AUUUUUAUACAAUUUUAAUGGUUGUGGCUUUCCUCCUUUUGUCAAGACGACUUGGCUUUCCCCCUUUUGUCAACUUGAACCAGACAUUAAAGAAAACAUGUAUGGACUUAUUUCCCGGGUCAUUAAUGGGUCGAUGGUCAAGCUAGAAACGUAAGGCGGGCACAAGAAAACCCUCUGCCAGUCAAGUCAAAUGCCGUGAAAAUCUGGGUUAAUGUGGAUUGAAAUGGCCGACAAAAGAAAUCACAGCCAUAAAUAACUUACCCCAUUUGUUUGAAUUUUGUAUCAAUGCCUUCACUGGGCUAAGGAAGUUUCAAAACCUGAAAUACCUACCCUACUUUUUGGAAUUUGCUGCCUUUUGUUGUGUCAUUCCGUCGAGUUUCAGAGGCAUUGAAGCACAAUUCCAGUCGUUGCAUGGGAUAGAAUGGCAAAUGACGAAUUUAGAAAUGCCAAGACAUCAGUAUGGUGGGAUUUGGAGAAGUGCCCAGUGGCUUUCGGGGUGGAUCCUCAUUCGAUAGCGCGGAAUAUAAGGUCGGCACUGUCCAAGUGUGAUUACAAAGGUUCAGUAUCCAUCACUGCCUUUGGAGACACCCGCGCCUUAUCGCCAACUAUACAGCGUGCCCUCUCCAGCACAGGGAUUGCUCUUCACCAUGUGCCAUCUGGUGUUAAAGAUGCUAGUGACAAUAGUAUUUUAGUUGAUAUGCUGUUCUGGGCAGUGGACAACCCAGCCCCAGCAAAUUAUUUGCUUAUAUCUGGUGAUCGUGAUUUUGCUAAUGCACUUCAUCAACUAAGCAUGAGGAGAUAUAACAUUCUUCUAGCUUACCCAACCGUGGAUGUUCCUUCCUCACUUUUAAGUGCUGCGAAGGCUAUAUGGCUCUGGAGAAGCCUUGCAAUGGGUGAACAGCUUAUGCCAACCAUUAAGGAUGUCAAACAAUUUGAUAAAAUAUUUGAUUAUAACAUUAUGUCAAAUGGGACAUACAAAAUACCCUCAGAAUUGAAUGUUGAUUUACCCAAGCCAAUGCUAAAAGAAUCAUUUUCAAAUGAUUUCAAUCGUUUCUCAGGAGUGCACAUGAAGAAUAGGUCUGGAAUUUUGUCUGAUUUUGAUCAGGAAAGAGGACAGUAUAUGUACGACAGUUGCAAUGAACGGUCUAAAACAGUAACAGGUUUGACAAAUGGAGAGAGACAUUAUGGUAAUAAGACAUACUUUCCUGAAACAAAUGUGCUGUUGGGUACUUCAUCUAUGGGACAAAUGUUUUCUUCUAGCAUUGAAACUAGAAUCUCCUCACCUCCAGAUUCAGAUGGGGCAAGGAGUAAACAACACUCACAACACCAUGCCAAGAACAAGCUAGAUUCAUUCAAGGACACAAAGCCUACUUUUAGUAAUACUAGAGCUAAUCCUAACCCAUCUGCAAAAGCAUGUCCUCCUCCCUUGAAGACUGGAUUCGCACCUGGAGCAAACAAUGUUCCAGCUAAAUUGAGAAAUCACAAUAAAAUGAAACCUAAGCAACCUUCCCAAGUAAGGCCUCCUUUUAUUCCUAAUAUAAUUCGUAGCUCCUCCCCCAGUUUAAAAAAUAGUUUCCCUUCCCAAACAAACCCUAAUUUUACAACUCAAAAUCAUCCUCCCAGCAGCUCAAUUUCAGCUGACUUGAGAGGUGAUAUAUCUGCUUUUGACAAAAUGAGUAUCUCAUCUGAUUUACAGCAAAGUUCCAACAUCAAACCUUCAAUUUGUGUUCCAAUCUCACAAUUACUUCCUUCCGAGAAGAAACCUCAAUACCCUACUAGUUUCAAGUCAAAUAUUGUAACUCAAACAGAAAGUUAUACAGAUGCAAUACAUGUUUCUACAUCUAAAUUGCCACUACCUCAACAUUCUGGAACAGAUAUAUCCCAUAGGGUUCACAUGAGGAUUAUUUCUCUGGCCAUGGAAACAUUGAAGCAAAAUAUGAUAGCACCAAUAGAACAAAAUCUUGAAGACUGUAUUAAGUAUGGAGAGAUGCAUAUUCCUAAUUUCAAUCUUCGAGAAAUAUUGGAUAGAGCUGUUGAGCAAAAGGAUAUAGUGGUGAUGAAAACAGGGGAAAGUUUCAAAGUAUAUCUUCCACGUAAGUCAGAUAUUUGGCAGUAUGUGGAUCCACUUAGCAUGCAUGAUGGAUACCCUAAAGAACUUUGGGAUGAACUAUAUAAAUAUCUCUCAAGCCAUGAAGGUUAUGAAGCUAUGAUGCAAUCCCAGAGCAGGUAUGAUGCAGCACAGAAGUUGAAGUCAUCAUGUCUUAAAACUCUUUUGUUAGGACAAAUUAUACACAUGUUGCACCUUGCCAUAAAGGUUAGACGAUGGUUGAGGCCUCAUCGAUCAGGAUGGUCGCCAUUAUCUAUUACCAUGGGGCAGAAAAGUGAAUCAUCAAGUUCUGAUGCUUGUAUUGAUGAUCUCCAACUUGUGCAGACAGGUAAAGAAAUAACUGUCACCAUGAAGCUAUAACAUAAAGAUCUUAACUCCAGACUUCAGGUUUGACAACUUUUUGAAUGGGAUGUCAAGGAAAGAUUAUGCUCUGUAUUAAUUCAUAUUAACUCAGCUUAUGGCAAUUUUAGUGAGAAGGGGAGUACAGGUCAGCUCAAAUUUGGCUUCAUAGAGGCAUAUAGAAAAUCUGUUUACAGUAUAUACGAGAAAGACUUCUGAUGUGGUUCUCCAUGUUAUCUGCUAAGUUCCUUUUAAUGCACAUGUCUAUUAGUUUUAAAUUGUUAAUCUACUACAGAACAGGUGAGAAUUACAUUAAUUUCAGGUGAGCUGAAUUAAUGAUAAAUAAGGAUUUUAAAAAUCAAAGAUACAGAUGCUGUAAGAAGGAUAGAGUGCACGGGUUUCUCCUUUUUGUUGACUCACCUCAGAUUCUAUAUCCAUCUAGGAUUUCAAAAUUCAUACCUUCCUGUCCGUUAUAGGUUCUCUUCAUUUCUGAAAUGAGGCUUGGACAUUAUAUUCAGAUCCAGAUUUCGGAAGUUUCAGAAUCCUAUGGUGGAAAGUUCUAUUUUUAGAAGGCAGUGGUGAUCUUCUUUGCAAAGGAGAAUGUUAAGUAGAUUUUUUAGAUGGUCUACUCAGUAACAUGUUCAAGGUGGAGGCUUGCAUGUUCAGAAAUCAGAUUUUGCCUCUGUAAUUCACAUAGCAUUGGUGAUUAUGACCAAAAUGUUGUGGUAUACAGGUUUCAAUAGCACAACUUUGUUCAAACUCCUUUGCUUCUGCUUACAACAUGGGAACAUGGGUAAAAUUCUAUUAUUGCCGUACAGUUUAAAUUGUCAAGUGUUGAAACCCCCUCUAUAUUGCAGUGUUAUUUGUGAAAGUGAGGGGAAAUGUUCUGCACCUGUUCCUUUACAUUCAGUUAAGAGCAGGUUUCUGGGAGUUCCAAUGAGGGUGGAUUAGGCUACUGUGGAUCAUAAUUCACUGAUAAUGAUGGCUAUGUAACCAGGGGUUAUUCAAUCUAGUCUGAUUCUAUAUAAGGAUACACAGUGCAUGAUGUUAGAAAUAGACUUCCGACACUAUCUAUAAGUUGAUAUUAUUAAAAUCUUAGUAGUGCCCUUGUAUGUUAACACCUUGUGCCAGCUAACGCCGCCUGGCGUUGCUUUUAUGCUGGAGGGGCAUAAUCACUGUCUCAACAGUUUCUCAUGCACCACAGGUACAUAAAAUAUAAAGAUUGACAGCAAAGUGAAUCUAGAACCAUUUUCAUAAAUUUUUAAUAGCUGGUAGUUGUUUCCACACUCACCAGGUUUCUAUGAAGCUUUAAAGCAGAAAGAGGAUGUGGGUAUGGUGCUCUUUGGUUAUGUGCACGAAGAAGAAGCUGGGUAUGCACAGGUUAAUAAAAUUCAGCACCAUCAAUGUGUGCAGAAAUGUUCUAUGAUUGCCAAUUAUGUUGUUCUACUAGAGUGGUUGAGGUGAUACCGUUCAAGCUAUGUUCCCCUUAAAAGAUUUACAUUUUGUUGCAUGGUAAUAGGGGGGAUUUCUGAAUGUGGUGUAUCAUAGAACGGUAUUAUUAUGAAUUCAUGAAUCUUUAAUCCAUGACAGGAUUUUUACUUCCUGGUUC
This is a messenger RNA of Cryptomeria japonica (Japanese cedar), 4055 nucleotides long. RefSeq lists its product as uncharacterized. Gene Ontology annotation, cellular component: peroxisome. NCBI's taxonomy places the organism in Eukaryota, Viridiplantae, Streptophyta, Pinopsida, Cupressales, Cupressaceae. Gene Ontology annotation, biological process: regulation of gene expression. Gene Ontology annotation, molecular function: RNA nuclease activity. The record is from RefSeq and is a predicted model, not a curated record. The transcript is spliced from 3 exons. Bases 422 to 2467 code for a protein of 681 amino acids.